Messenger RNA from Hypanus sabinus (Atlantic stingray), 6085 nucleotides. Its product is annotated as putative methyltransferase NSUN7. Lineage: Eukaryota; Metazoa; Chordata; Chondrichthyes; Myliobatiformes; Dasyatidae. Bases 208 to 2379 code for a protein of 723 amino acids. Gene Ontology annotation, molecular function: methyltransferase activity. The record is from RefSeq and is a predicted model, not a curated record. The transcript is spliced from 13 exons.
GCGGCUUCGUACGGGGCUGUCACACCGCAGGCGAGCGGGGCAGUGAUUGCCUCUUCUCAUCCAAUUCAUUCAGGUGCAGCGUGGAAACGAUUCGGGCAUUCGCUGGAAUCUAAACUGCGUGGAAAAAUUGUUGUUCCUUCCAAGGUGAUUAUGAAAACUGGAACUUAUUGAAGAUUUCAGUUCGUCAUUCAAAAUAAGAAUUCAGAAAUGCUGCAUACAAAAGAUGAAGCAGAUUAUUCAUCUGAAAUUUCAUCAGAGAUUGCACAACUUGAUGAAUUGGCUAUCUCACAUAGGACACAUAGUGGUGAGAAUGAUGGCUACCCUGAUGCUGUUUACAUGAUUUCAGCUCACUUAUUUCAGGCCAUACAUAACGAGAAACCUGCUCCUAGGAGGCUUAUACGCUAUGACAAUAAUUUCAAGUCACCUGUUCCACAAAUCAAAGAUGACAAACUCCACCGCUUGGUGUACGAUCUAGCCUUCAGUGCUUUGAAGUAUCAAGAUAUCUUAGAAGAAAUAAUGAUUAACAGUUGUUUUUAUCCAUCUCAGCCAGUUUCUGUUGACUUGACGAGUCUCGUACUUAUUAUGCUAUAUGAUUACCAAAAUCGUAAAUUCCAGCCUCGAAGCAUCUCUGAAGCAGAGACUAUAAUACCUGAAGUUAGAGAAGUAGAGAAGAGCCUUUCAGAUUGUAAAACAAAGCUUGCUGCUGCACUUGCCCGGUGUCGGAUUAAAAAUAAUGCCAUCUCCAUAGACUUAAUUCUUCCUGAAUCUGUGAGAAAUCAAGAAAAACGUGCUUCUUCUUUGCCACUGUAUGCUUGGGUGAACUUAUUAAAGACCAGUGUUGAAGAUGUUACUGCUUUAUUGGAGAGUAAAGGCUUUACCAAGGUGAAAUGCGCUAGUGAUCUUGAGGGACUGUCCUUUUGUGAGGAUCGACAUUGCCAAGAUGUGCUACUUUUUCCAACUCAGCUAACAUCAAAGCUUUAUAACAUGGAACUUGUUACCAGUUACAAGAUGAUCAUCCAAGAUAAAAGUCGAAGCCUCGCACCACAUUCUGUAAAGCCCUUAAUGAACAUGGACGAUGAUAUUGUUGUUACGAAUUCAGGCUCGCGGAUGACUAUUGCCCAUAUGUCUGCUCUGAUUAAUCAGAGCUCUUCAAAAGUCUAUGUUUGUGGGGUGAAGGCAGAAUUGGAACAAAGUGAACUGAGGACCCUGUUUGAAAAAAUGGGUUGUAAAAACAUAAAGCUGAUACCCCAGAGAUUCACUGACAUCGAACCUAUGGAUCCACGUUUACAAAAGGCUAAGGUUAUUCUAAUUGUGCCUCAGUGUUCAGCAUCCGGCAUCAGCAAUCCAGUGGAAUUCAUCUUAAAUGAACGUGGAGAUACAACUCUACUACAGGAGCUUUCUCAGGAAAAAGUAUCAGAAGAGAAACUCAGAUCACUGGCUGAAAAACAAGCAGAGGACUUGAUGCAUGCUAUUAGAUUUCCUAAAGUUCAGGCUAUUAUCUAUUCUACGUGCUCAAUUUACCCUGAGGAGAAUGAAGAAGUAGUGAAGCCAGUAUUGGGAAAGAAACUAGAAGGAAGCAAAGUCCAAUCUUACAGGCUAAGUGCUCCUGUUAUUCCUUUGUGUUGUCCAGCAGAAAUAACUUGUGCUUCAGAUAAAUUCUUAAAGAUUCAACCAUCGGAACAAGUCAAUGGCUGUUUUAUUGCUGUAUUAACUCGAGAGCGAGACCCUUCAGCUGCAGUAUCUGUAAAGGAUGUUUUGGCUCGAGCAGCAGCAAAGGGAUUACUGGAAGGCGUUGAGGUGGCCAAAACUCGUAAGAAGGAAGAAAAGAGAAAGAAAAACAAAGUAUUUACACCAAAAAUUGGAUCUUUUGGUGGAACUCAGUCAAAGAUCACUGAAUUCUUAAAUGAACAGAAAUCAGUUUCAGAUAGUGCAAGUUCUCCAGCAAGCCGGGCAUUAAACUCCACAGUGAGCCAGUCAUUAUCCAGAACCGUGAACAGUGGAACUGGGUCAAAUAUCAAGUUACCCCAAAAAAUAUCCAUUCCUGCAUUACCUGAUAAAAUGAAAAGGAAUAUUAGUAAUGUAUCUUCAAUAGGAAGAUUGUCAAGUAGAAAAUCAAGCUCAUCUGCAUCAAAACAAGAGUUGAAGUUGGUGUUAAAGCCAUUUGAGAUGAUGCUUCCUCCAGUCACAGUACGAUAUUUCAAUUCACCUAAGGUUUCAAACCAUGGUUACAAUCAGCCUUACUUCUUUCAGUACCAAGGACUAGCUAGUCAGCCACCAUUCCCAUAUUCACACAACUCAUUUGUGACUUCGCUUGGUAUGAAAAAGCAACGCGAUCAAGGUAUGUCCUUCUCCCCUAGGCAACCACGCCCUUGGCUCUAAGGUAAAUCAUGAACUGUAGCAAAGAUGCUUUAAAAUUUGAAUUGCACACUGCCUUGGUUAAGUAAUAUAAAUGAUUUUAAAAUGACAUGUUGCUUAAACUUUGGAACGUUUCAACACCACACAAAUAGCAAUCUGGAGACUCACUGUUUUAAAAAAAAGUUCAGAACAAGUGAAUAAUCAUAUAACAUUUAUGAAUGCAGCAUUGCUACAAUGCAACUGUUGAAAUGUCCCAAGGUAAAGUACUGCAGAACAGUUACCUCAGUUAAAGCAAAACCCAGAACGAACCCUUUGAAAAGGUUCUUAAAUAAGCAUGCUUUCUCAUUGUAAUUAUUUACAUUCUUAAAAUUAAAUUAUAUACUGUGAUUGGAUGUCCAAAACAGUUACUAAGAAUCAUAAUAACAUGAUUCAAUUCAAAUCCACUUGAUCUUUCUUUCCUACAUUGUUUGAUGAUGUGUAUUAAUAACUGAACAAUUAAAAUGGGACUGUAUGCAGCUCCCAUAGAGACGGCAAGGGAAAAUGUAUCUGCUACAGAAAAUAUUUAUAGAGGCAAAGAUUUCCUGGGAAGAGGUUGUCCCUAACCCUCUCCCUCAAAUAAUUAUCUUAAGACUGUCAGCCUUAAAUGGAUGACCAAAUGAUCUUGAUUUAUGUAUAGCACAUGCUACAGUGAUCUAUCUAAAGAGCCUCCUGGGAAUUAAAAAGAAACAUCACAUUAACAUGUUUUAGUUCAGUUCCCCAGACUUAUUUUAAAGAAUAAUAUAUUGUUGACUCUGUAAGAGUUGUGUUAUUCUUGUAUGUCAGCAAUGACUGAGUGUUUUUUUUCUUUUGUAAGAUUACUUUCCAAUUUAGUCUUUGACAAGGUUAGGUGCAGUGUAUUUUGAGGUACACAGCAACAGCAUAGGUAUUAUUAGAUCAGUUUUGCUCUUUGUGUUUCUCUUAUCCUGGUCUAUUUCAGAUUGAAAGUCUUAGAAGGGUUGGUGGAGAAAAAUAAAGUAAUUGCUGCAAAAUCUGCUGUCCAAAUAGGAAAUUGUCUUAAUCCAGGUUAUUUUAAUGACUGGAGAUUCCUCCUAUUUUGCUUGAAAGUUGGGUGUUCGCUUAAUAUAUUAGACAAUCAUCUGGAUUGUGCAGAAUCUAGCCAUCUGCUUGCAUUUGCUUCCAUGUGCUUUCCCUACAGCAACAUUUUUGUGCCCUAUAGGACUGAAUGAGCUGGAGAUCAGCUUACUGUGACCAUACCUUGAGGCAGGGACAUCAUGAGCUCUCCCCAAUGGAAUUCCAAAGAAAAGCUUCAUACUAGUUAGGCCAGCUUGAAUAUUUUAAAUUGUCUUGAAUGCUGUAGAAUUAUAUUGCAAUAAUUUACAUUUAUAUCAAACAUACAUUUUCAAAACUAAUGUUACAACAUUAAUUCAGAUGAUUUGCUAUUGCUUUCAUAUUAUAAAGUCAAAACAUUGAAAUGAAACAAGAAAGUGCUGGAAAUAUUCAGCAGACCAGGUAUAAUGAGCUAGAUAACCUUCAGAAUUUUAUUUUUGUAAUACAGAUGCUAGCUGGUCUGUCAUCAUUUCCAGCAUUUUCUGGUUUUACUCUCAUCCCAACAUGUAGUUUACUAUCUAAACCCCAUCUCGGCAGCUUUGCUGAAUAAUAUUCUAUCAUGUGUUAACCUUUUUUGUGAGUGAGCUAACUUGUAUAAUGAUCUUUCAGAUGGGUUACUUAAAGCUUGUAAAGCAGCUGAAGAGAUUCUUUCAUCAAAUUAAGUAGCAUCAAGGACUUUCCCUUAUUACAAUAAUAGCUUUAUAAAAUCACUUAUCUGGGGUAAAUGUUAGUCACUGCCAUAAUGAUAAAGAACAAAGGCAGUUAUUUGCCUGAUACGUUUGUUUCAUUUCCAUCACUGCACCUCUGCUCUACUUGCAGUAACACUGCUGAGACUUUGUGUUGGGUUGAUUGUCAUUUUUGUAAUGGUUGACAAAAAAAAUCCCGAGGUUUGAGGUAUGUGAGGCCUGUAGGAAUUUCUUACCAAUGAAAUGUUUUAUUCUAUAUCCUAGGAAUAUUCAAUUUUUAAGCCUAUUUUGCAUUUGAAUUUAGAUGUAAUAUCUUUAAUUUCACUUGGGACUGACAUUUUAACCUACAAGAAUUCAUACUCUUUAGUGCCUCACUAAUCUUUUAAUGGAAAUUCAUUUAUAUCUCCUAUCAUUAUUACCCCAUAUGUUUUAUAUGUUCUUAAGUUUUCUUGCAAGAAAUUAAACCGUUAAAGUAUUUAAUCCUUGUAAUAAACUUUAAAAAACUAAUAUUUUUGAAAGAAAUUAAAGUUUAUGAAAUGUUUAGUUAAUCAAACAUAAUGUUAGGUAAAAAUAGGUUUCCUGGGUGACAGUGCCUUGUCUGAUUCAGGGCAGAAUAUGAUCAGCACAUCACAUUUUAUUGGCUACAUUUUAGAUCUGCCAUGAUUUGUGGAAUAAACCAAAUCAAGAAUACUAUAUUGGUUAUUAAAUGCUCAUAAUUAUUUGCAAGUACCUUCAAAUUACUGCAGCUCAACAUACAAACAUAUAUGAACAUAUUUCUUUUAAAAGCUUUGAUGUUAAGUAUUUAACUUGAAAAGAAUCCAAUUAAAUUACCAUAAAGAUAAUGAGGUGUAAAUAAAAUUAGUUUAAUCCUGAACAACUGAGAUCGAUGGCAGCUUGAAGAGUGUAAAGAAAACGGGUCUAGGCAGGAGACAUUGCCAUCACAAUCCCUUCAAGACAAAAUUAUUCAAAAAUUGCAAAUGAAAUGCCACUUCAUCUUUCUUGUAUACAAGUUUCUUAUCUAAAUGUCUGUGAAAUGUAAUUACAUUCAAACGUUAUCACAAAUCUCCAUCUUUAAAUAACAUUCAGUAGUGUUAACAACGAUUGAUGGAAAAAUCAACAUAACUAACCGCAAUGAAAAAAAUUCAUUUAUAAAUCUGUCGAGACUAAUGAAAAGCAAUUCGUAGUGAACUCUUGAAAUAGUUGUAAGUGGUCGACUAUUUAUUACUAUUCACACAUUCUGAUUCAUUAAGUCUUGUAAAGAUUUCUGUAGACCCCAAAUGGUACACACCGUAGCUCAGCAAUUAUACCAGAUAUGUAAAGCAGAAUUUAUUUUAUAUAAAUAAAAUUAGAAUUUUAGUUUUGUUUGUAUAUCAUAGUGCAUUUAUUCCAGUGUGGAAGAACCAAGUACUAGCAUUGGCAUUCUCUUGCGGAUCUGCAGUACCCUGUUUUUACUGUGUAAAAUAGUUCUCCCUUCCCCCCCCCCACCCCAUCACUUACACGCACAGUCUGCCAAGCCUUUUAACCCCAGACAUUGAAGACAUGCAUUUGAUUACUCUUCAAAUAUGUUCUAUUGCAGUAAACAUUCUUUCAGUUACUUCUUUAAAAUAACAUUACUAGAAGCUUGGUUAUUUUCUAAUGCUGUUGUUUCUAAGAAAGGCCCUAACCAAUCUUGACUGUUUAUUUUAACAUUACUUUAAUGCUGUAUAAAUGAAGUGUUAUGAAGAUUCCAAGUUUUUGCCAAUGAAAUAAGGAAUAAAAUUUAUUCUUUUCACUAAGAAAACAAGUCACAUGUGCUACAUUGUGCACAAAAUUCUGCCUAUAUUCUCUUCAAUACAUUAUGAUUGCGAGAUAUUUUAUUGUAUUGUGGUUUGAAUAGGUUUGCACUUGUUUUCUUUGUAUGCAGUAUUACAUUUGCGAUUAAAAUUGUAACAAAUGCA